Molecule: messenger RNA, 748 nt
Organism: Cornus florida
Lineage: Eukaryota; Viridiplantae; Streptophyta; Magnoliopsida; Cornales; Cornaceae
Product: EPIDERMAL PATTERNING FACTOR-like protein 5
Exons: 2
Coding region: 110-487 (125 amino acids)
Biological process (GO): stomatal complex development; guard cell differentiation
Source: RefSeq, a predicted model, not a curated record
UAAUGGCAAUAAUAGCAUCACACUUCUCAGUUUCCUCAUUCUUCAAACAAAGCCUUUUAAGCAACUUUCUCAUAUUAUCUUGCUAUCUUGCGCACUCCUCACCUCGGCGAUGGGCGUAUUACGCCGCCGCCACUGCCACCAGCAACGCCGGCGGCGGCUCUCCUUUGCUACGGUCACUGCUUUAGCUUUUCUCUUGUUCGCGUCUGCCUCGGCAAUUAGUGAGCUCAACCCAACUCAGCAACUCGGUGUUGGAGUACUGAAAGUGGAGGCGAAAAGGGCAAGUGGGUGGGAGAGUUUUGGGGGAGUUUUGACUCAGAGGCGACUCAGGGGGCCUGGAUCGUCACCACCCACGUGUAGAUCCAAGUGUGGGAUUUGCUCGCCGUGUAAACCGGUUCACGUGCCGAUUCAACCCGGUUUGAGCAUGCCACUUGAGUACUACCCAGAAGCUUGGCGUUGCAAGUGUGGCAACAAGCUCUUCAUGCCUUGAAGAACUCAAAAAACACACACACACAUAUAAUAUCAUCUUUAGGUUAGUGUUUGUUUGCAUUGCUUUUAACUUUGUUUAUAUUCAUCAUUUGCUUUCAUCAUGUUAAAGCCAAAUCCCCAUCUCUCUCUCCCCCCCUCCCUCUAGAGUUGCAUUGCAAGAGAUAGACUAAAUAUGACCAUAAGCUGUAAUUAAGAUGAGCUUCUUUAAAUGGAAAAGAAGUUAAUUACAAUGUUAUAUUAUAGUACUAUAUUUUUUCUUUUU